CUAGAUACGGAAGAAAUUCUAAUCGACAAUGAAUCUGAAUUUAAAGGUGAGGUAGAAGAACUACUUGCGCGAAGGGGCGUCAUGCUCAGACAUACGGCACCCCACGUGUCCCAGUCAAACGGCUUGGCCGAAAAUGCCAACCGUAUGAUCAAGACCGCCCUUCGCAGGAACUUAGCGGCCCACGACACGCGUCCUUGGCCCGAGAUCGUAUAUCUGAUCGUCGGGAUCCACCGGGCCACCCCUCACGAGUCUAUGGGGUUUACCCCCUUUCAGCUUCGAACCAAUAGCCUCCCCUAUGUCGAUUACCGGGAUAACUCGAAAAUUGCCGAAGCAGGGGGUAGAGACACGCGUGCGGCUCUCAAGGCCAAGGCCAAAAGGUACGCCGAUUUAAUGGAACGGGCCGUUCCGAAGCUAGCCCGAAAAAGGGAAAGGAUGACCGAACUGGCUUACGGUAGGCAGGUCCAUAGCUACGAGGCUCGGAAUGGAAAUGCUGGGCCCCAGUACCAAUAUAAAUUAGGGGACCUAGAGCAGAUACGUAAAUGUGCACGUGACCGGAAACUCGCUCCCAAGUUCUCUGGCUGUUUUCGCGUCGUCGAGCUCGGACCCAACGGUGCCAACACGCCGGGGCGCCGCCAACUGAUUGCCCAAGAGCUCAUCGCACCGAUCGUGCAAUUGGCGGACGAUCUCUCGCCCGACGUCUACUCACAGAGUGACGACAGUCCUGCUCCGUACAUUUUCGAACGAUCAUUGGAUCCGUACAUUCAGUGGACCGCGUGCUUGGAGGAACCCAGGGACGAGGAUACGCUACCAUCACGGCAGGAGUAUCUGAAGCCGUAUGAUAUCAUCCCUCACGCCUUCUAUCCGAGGGCAGAGGAAGUGGUGAUCGACGACGACGACGACGACGAAGAGGACGAAGACGAGGAAACCUCGGAGGAGGGAAACUAUAGUGAACAUAGCGAGGGUGAGCUGAGCGAAGAAGAAGAGGAGGAAGAAGAAGCCGGAUCUGAGUGGGAAGCCCCGCCGGAGGAAGCGACGCGUACGGAAACGGAGGCAGAAGAUCCGGAAGCGGCGCGAAGGCGCGAGGAAAUUGCCAUCGGGAAGCGACAACUGGAGUUCGCCAGCGGGGCCAGCCUGCGCAUCGGCAACGAUCCGACCAGGGAUCCGGAGCCACCAAGGCCCGAAGAUGGCGGACCUGCGGCCGCCACCUCAAGUACCGCGCGACGGAGAAGAAGCAGAUCCUCCUCCUCCUCAAACCCCACCUGUCCCCCAGUUCGUCCACGUACCGAUGCGGGCGACAGGCCUUCGUCCUCGCACGCUGUCCCGCCGACCCCUUGAUUUCCUCACCCUCGAGCAGAUCCGUACCCCUGUC
Messenger RNA from Chara braunii, 1369 nucleotides. The record is from the annotation of a GenBank genome assembly. Lineage: Eukaryota; Viridiplantae; Streptophyta; Charophyceae; Charales; Characeae.